AUGGGAAAAAAGAAGGCGGAAAGGGAUAAGGAGCUGUCACUUACCGACAUGUUGGGCUCCGCUCCCCCAGGAAGUGUGCCCGUGCAGAUGCAGCACGGGUAUGGAACAGCGAAUGCGCAACCGCGGGGUGGGUUGGCCGCUGGUCAGGCACCACCAGGGCAACCACCGCCAGGGAAUUAUAUGUUAGUUGGUCCCGGGGGAAUGGCCCCAAACGUCCGGCACUUGUCGCGAGGAGACCCAAGGCUCGUUAGUCAGCAAUCCCCACUUAGAGUUGCUGAGGGAAUGGACCCACGCUUCUGUCAACCCCAAAUGCGACCAAUGACUUUCAGGCAGGACCCGUCUCAGGUCCAACCUUACAACCCGGGGGCUCCGGCACCUCUUUCCAGGAGCGGCAUUUUGAUGCACCCAGGUGGUAUGAUUCCUGCUUCGCAGCCUCCACUGCACCAGAACACGCAUUUGUACCCUUACAUAAACAACCAGCGUCAAACUAUGCCUUUACAACCCCAGCAGGGAUCCGCUGCUCACGGUCCCGUUGCACCACCCCCAUCCACCACAAAUACCACCGAAGACAAAGUGGAGCAGGAGUCUGCUCCAACAGAAUCAUCCGCUUCAAAGAAGUCAAGUUCAAAGGGAGUAUGGGGAUCCGUGAAGGGGAUAUUUAAUGUGUUCAAGAAGGGAAACAAAAAGGGGAAUGCGGAGCAACAGCAGCAACAAGAAGAGGCAUCAGCGCCGGCGGCACGAAAUCACAACACGAUGCUACAACAGCCUGUAGCGGACCCCGAGCAGCGGUUCCGCUCAAACAUGCUGGCGAACGCCACACCAGGAACAAGUUAUGUCGAUCCUACGAAACACUCUCAAUCUGCUAAUGCAACACCCUUUAGGCAAAGGGUCAUGCAAAGUGGAAGCGGUGGCACGGGUGGGGCAUCGCCUUUGCGUCAUACUGCUGACAUGACGCAGAGCAGGACACUGCCGGCAGCCGACACACCUUGUUCCAGUGGGAAACGAAGAUCCAACCCCGUUUCCUCCCGGGAGAUCCAGUCCGCCUCUCACGAGAAAAACCAAACGAACAAAAGGAGGCAGAAGGAUGAGGGAGCGACAGCCUCUUUAUCUACAACAAGAGCUUUAGAUGAUGACAGCAGCAGCAGUGACGGACUCAGUGCUGUUGGUAUUGGUAAUCAGCGCAACCGCAACGCGCAGCUGAAACCCAUCAUGUCCAUGCCGGUGCCCCGCCCCCGUAACUCCGAUUCAGAUUCGGACUCCGAGGAGGUAGACGCGAAGGCCAAGAAGCGGGCAACAGUAGAGAUCCCGACGACCACGGAGAAAGUAAAAAAGUCAGACGAUCGCCGCGGUAUGACUGGUCGAAAUCAGGAAAGUAGCGCAACGCAGGCACCGAGACGUGCUGAUAAUGUUGAACCUGUUGUCAAAGAAGCUCCAGCUGAGGCCAAAAGUUUGGAAACCCCCGCACCUUUCGCAAAUCAUGCGGCGCCAGUAAAGGGCACCGCCCCAAUGAAAACGAAGCACGAAGAAACUCAGCCUACUAAGGAACGCAUCCCCUCCCCUGCCGUCACCCCCAAAGAAACUCCAACACCACCCCAGCCCGUGGUUAAAAGUGGUGUUGGCACAGGGGCAUCCACAACGGGAAGUGGUGUAACUUCUUUUCAAAAGAAAGAGACAGUAAGUAAUGAUGUGUCACCCACUGUCAACACCUCUAGAGCGGGGGCGGGAAGGGUAAUCCGAGAAAUUCAGAAGGCCAAGAGUCCCGAACCGAAUAGAAAACAUGCCACAGAUGAGCGAGAACACGGCGGCACGCGGGGAGAGGAUAAGCGGUCCACGCAUCCCCCACGUUCCCACCACGGUGAAAUAGCGUCCGAACGAGGUGAGGAGGUCCUACGGGAAGUAAAGAGCACGGCAACGAACUGCAGGGAACCAAAUCGCAGUCCGUCCAGCUCGGGCAAAAGAGCCACACCAGUAGGAGCCAACGAUCGUCACAGUCGCGGUCGUACUAAGGAAAGGGAAAAGGACACUUCGAGUCCGGUGAAGAAACCUUCGCCACGGCGUAAGCCUUCAGCUUCCAAAUUGGUUGAUUGCCGUGUAGGGCAGAAUAAGAAACGGAGGCCACCGCAACCCGACAGCAGCGAAGACGAGAGGGAAGAGGAAGAAGACAGUGACACCGACAGCGAUGCAUCCGUGGAAUCAUAUUCGGGAGAUAAAUGUGACAAGGGGGGAACUUCACCAGACAAGCAUGGUGGGCAUCAGCCAGGCCACACGCACGGUUACACCGACAGGGGGCAACGUAGGACUAAAGCGCAUGGGCGUAGCCGUGGUGCCUCCCAUAACGAUCGUUCCUCUUCGCCAUCCUCUAUAUUCCGUGCAACAGACGUGUACAAGUUGUACUUUCUGCUUAAGCAAGAGAUGGAAGAAUCGCGUAGGCACAAGUCCUCUCGCUUAACCUGCAUGAGGACGCCGACCAGGCGAGCACUCCACGGCGGCCGUUGCACCGGAUACAUGCACGAAGGGGAAGAAAGGAGGUCCCCGUGGAGGCACGGCAGAGGUUGUUUGGACUUCCUGUUGCCCGGUGCUCCUCCUCCGUCUUCGAUGGGGUACGUCAGUGGUGGAAGAAGGAGGUCCUCGCGCUCAAUGAGCACCAGAGACAACUACACGAGCGACCGGUGUCGCUCCAGUGAUUCGGGCCGGGCAGACCGCCCACGUCGCGCGUCACACACAUUCGACCGCUCACCCAGUUGUUGCUGUUGCCGCUCAACCUGCACGCACAGGUGCAGCCAUAUGGCACGUAGACGUAGCCACGCCCGCGGCGACGGUGCAGCUGACCUGCAUAAAAAUCUGAGCCAGCGAAAGGCGAGCCAAAUGCAAGAACGGAGACUAUCUGCCGAGCCCAAAGAUGAGACACGGGACUCGACACGCAAGGGAAGGGGAACCCGUGCAGCUGAGAGUGGUCAUAGUAGCGCGGAGAGACGCAGAACACCAGCCGGCAUGGCUGCAGCCCCAUCAGAUGCUGACGGUUUGAAACGAGACCGUAACCUGAAGGCACCAGCGAGGGUCAUCGACGCAGAUGGAUGCAUAUCUUCCACAGUGCCCCCCGACAAGAAACUUUCCACAAACGUUUCUCCGUGCAAGCCGUCAGUUUUCGAGACACAACGGGAAACUUGCAGGUCACCUAGUAAGGAAGAAUCGCAACGCUCGCGUAGACAAUGUGCUGAAAAGCUCCACGUGAGCGAUGAGCGUAUUAGUGGUCGCGUGCCCGGCUCUCUGUCCACCUCAGCCUCGUGGAUGGAUGACGCGCCGACAGGAACCUCUAGAAAGACCGGGCCGGAAGGCAGUGAUCCCUCAGCAGCCACCACCGAGCGAAAUGUGGGCGGCGUUGCCAUUCCCGUAGUAGACCUCCGCUGGGCGUUUAGGCCUCGCAGCUCAUCAAGCGCCGGGUCCAAUACUCCGGUUAGGAAUGUUCGGGCACCACAUGCUUCCAACUUCAGCGCUGCCCACGACCGGCGGCGGGAUCGAACGGGUCCAACGCCAUCGAAAAGAACGGAUCCUGCGCGCAGUAUGAGCGUAAGCUCAUGCGGUGGCACCCGUCGCACGGCAGAUGUGACAAGGCUGCUACUAAGGGAGCUUUCGUCCACGUCGGCGAGAAGAAAAUCAACGUGGCAGCCAACACGAGCGUUUAGCUGUUCAGGGCGGCAGGAUACAGGAGAUUCCCCUCUACUGCGCCGCCGGAGUAUAAGGCGGACAAUAUCACAGGAGGGGAAAAGGAAUGAGGACACAUCGUCAACCUCCGUAGUGGUUUUAGAGGAGGUAAAGCUGGACGAGCAAGGCAGGCCGUAUGUCCUAAUCCGAGAGAUACCGCACGGGCCCAAAGCCGUAGAGGCGCAGCGCUGCUUGUCGGAGCGCCUGUCGCAGCCAAAGUUCCGGCGAACACGGCCCGGCAGUGUCGGAGUGUAA
Trypanosoma brucei brucei TREU927 is the source of this 3957-nucleotide messenger RNA. RefSeq lists its product as hypothetical. Lineage: Eukaryota; Euglenozoa; Kinetoplastea; Trypanosomatida; Trypanosomatidae. The coding region runs from base 1 to 3957 and encodes 1318 amino acids. The record is from RefSeq and is a predicted model, not a curated record. The transcript has a single exon.